This is a messenger RNA of Pecten maximus, 2140 nucleotides long. RefSeq names its product F-box only protein 7-like. Bases 33 to 1709 code for a protein of 558 amino acids. The transcript is spliced from 10 exons. Gene Ontology annotation, molecular function: protein kinase binding. Gene Ontology annotation, biological process: autophagy of mitochondrion; positive regulation of autophagy of mitochondrion. NCBI's taxonomy places the organism in Eukaryota, Metazoa, Mollusca, Bivalvia, Pectinida, Pectinidae. The record is from RefSeq and is a predicted model, not a curated record.
CCGGAAGUAAACAAACACCAGACGAACGAAAAAUGAAACUCCGUAUUAAGUUUGGUCGGGAGACGAAAGUUCAGGAAUUAGAUGAUACAUGCUUGGUUUCGAGCAUAUAUGAUGUGGUGCAAGAAUUGUUUCCGCGCUUGAAAGGGGAGUUCAUAUUGAGUCUUAAUAAAAAAGAUUCUUUGGAUGUCAACAAGACUCUGGCUAGCCAAGGAAUUGUGUCAGGAGACCUUGUUUAUGUGGUGGCCUCAGGAGAUGUGGAUACAGCCAUACCUAUCAGUAAACCACAACUUCUGUCUAAGGAAUGGACAGAUUCAGUGCAACAGUCAUCAGGAGUAGGUAGUCAUGGUAACUUCACACAGACUGUACGCUCUGGGGCAACAAAUUCCGCCCUCAUGGACACAUAUUUGGACAAAAAUGUUAUAGGUUCAAACCAGCAAUCAACGUCUAGUGCUUCAGAGACAAAUAUUCAUGCUUGCCAGCAGGUAUCAGAAAUGGACACCCAAGAGCAAACAGGUAGCACUACAGAUGAACAUGUGGACCUGAGUGUGGUCAACAGAUAUUUGAAUGAACCUGUGUUAUGUCGAGAGAGCCAUGGGCUGGUUGUACCAGCCAUUCUUAGUGAUGUGUACGAGAGUGCUGCCAUCACAUGUCCUACUGAGGCUUUGUGUACUGUCCUACAUGUCCUAAUGUUGGAGACUGGCUACACUACUGUAAAAAAGAUAUCCAGUGUUCAGAAAAGUUUGGCCAAUGAUGAGCCUGUCUCUCAGAUAAAUCCUGAUACCAGUACUUUACAUGGUAGCUGUGAUGUCCCUGGCCCUGACAGAGAUAUGCCAGGAGGAUGGCGAGAUAAGCCUGGUCAAUAUGGCCUGUGUUAUACACAUGUACAGACCAACUGUUCUGAGAAUACUCCCAGUUUUGUUGUAACCUGUGCUCCUAUGGGUCCAGUCCUGGUGGUGCAUGGACAACUGCGAGGAAAUGAGGACAACUGGUCAUGCCGUGUAAACCUCAACACAAAGGAUUUCAUCAGAACCACAUCUCAUAAAGGAGCUGCUGGCUGCUAUCAAAACUUGGAGAAGUUGUCAAGAGUGUUCAAGGAUGUAGUAGCCCUUCCAAUGCUUCAGCACUACAGAGCAGGACAAGGUCUACCUCCACUCUAUGGGAUCUUUGCUGUCAGCCACGAAGUCAAACUGAAGAUUCUGGGAAUGUUGGAUGUUGUGAGUUUGCUUAAUAUGUCGGAGACUUGUAAGGAAUUCAAUCAUUUGAGCAAGGACAGAUAUGCCUGGAGACGUGUUUAUCUGAAAGAUUUUGGCAAUCGAAAUAACAAUAAUUUGGCACAAGACUGGAGCAAGCUGUACCGACAGGAGUACCGGCUGAGGAAGGAACGGAGAAGAAUAUGGAAAAGGAACCCAAUGCCAAUGUUUGGUCCUCCAGUGCUUCCUUCCUUUGGAUUACCUCCCCCUGGACCCUUCCACCCUGGCAUUCUCAACGGAGACCAUGAUCUAGAUCCAGUAUUAGGCCACUAUGAUCGGAGAAUGAUGCCAAACUCCCUGAUUGAACACAGAACACAGCCCAGCAGUGCUUUGUUUCGACCCCGCUUUGACCCUAUAGGACCUUUGCCUGGUCUCGGUCUCCAACCAGGAAGAAACAGCGGUCCGCGAGACAGAAGGGGGCCAUUUGGUGGAGGGUUAGGUGGAAGGCAGAUGUUCUAGUGGACAAUGUGGUUAAUGGAUAAAAAGGGUACAUGGACUUGUAUUUCACUUUUUUGUCAGUAAGGAUGAAAAUAUUGUCAUAAGAAUGAAUUUCAUCCCAUGGUGAGCAAGACUUCUGGGCCCAGUUGUUCAAAAAGUGAUUAGGCUAAUCAUAAUUUAAUAACAAUUUUGAAAUCCUGAUGAAAUCAUUUCUGGUUAAACUAACUUGACAAAAUUUUAUAAAACUAUAGCAGCCAUCAGUCUCUUCAUACCUGCUUAUUUUGAGGAAUACACACACUCGGGUUUUGAAGUAAAUGAGAAAUGAGAUUUUCCCUGAUCAAGUGAUUAAAGUAAUCACCUUUUGAACAACUGGUCCCUGGUUGUAUUUCAUAUGGAAGAAAAGGAUGUUCUUAAGCAUCAGUUUUAUAAGGCAUAAAUCAUUUUUCCACUGA